This is a messenger RNA of Brachypodium distachyon (stiff brome), 2887 nucleotides long. RefSeq names its product protein GAMETE EXPRESSED 1. NCBI's taxonomy places the organism in Eukaryota, Viridiplantae, Streptophyta, Magnoliopsida, Poales, Poaceae. The transcript has 7 exons. The record is from RefSeq and is a predicted model, not a curated record. Bases 861 to 2693 code for a protein of 610 amino acids.
UUAUGAUCCCAAAUUAGCAUCAUCAGGUCCGUUUUGAAAUGUAGUUUCAUAAUAUACCGAUUUGAUUUCAUAUGUGUUGCUAUUUUUUUCAACAAAAUUUGUCAAAGUUAAAUUUUUUGACUUAGGACAAAACUAGAUAUACAAUUAUUUGCGGCCGGAGUGAGUACGGAGUACUGUUAAUUUGGCCAGUAUGAACGGUCGGUACUCGGUAGUACUCUGUUGAUGGCUUGUGAUUAUUUAUGUUAAGUUGGUCCUUCCUUGAUUAUAUACUCACAAGGACCAUCUUGUAAGAAAAAAUAUAUUACACCUCCGUUCCCAUUGUACCCGGGCGUCUCCCAUAUGGGAACAGAGGUAGCAUUUCAUUUCACACGUAGAUCCUUCAUGAAGAAAUGGCCUAAUUGCCCUCGAGCAAAAGAAAAGGAAGGAUAUGAAGAGUUACGUCGGUUGCUUCCCUCUAAAAUAAGAAAAGAAGAGAGUUUUAACUUUUAAGUCGGCUGCUCGUCCCCUCUGAUCGAUUCGUCGCCUGUUGGCUCCUCCUCCUCUUGUACGCGCCCUGGCGAGGAGCCGGCUCUUCGACGGCGGACGCGGCUGGUUAGGAGGCGCAACGCCUGACGCGGAGUUUACACCAGGCUGUGCGCUGCAGAUUUCCACUGAACAAGUAUUUUUGAAUCCCAGGUUUGUGAGUGAGAUACAAUUCCUCCGAAAGCUGUAGUAGUGAUUCCUCCUGCGGUUUCGUUCAUGCCCCUUGCCUUCGUCCGGCUGCGCUGCAUCCCCAACAUCGCCGGGACAAACGAACGGGCUGGUCCGCCGCAGCGCGCCGCCGAUCGCCUCUUUCUGGUGACGAAUUUACCAGCUGCGCAAUGGGAAGACGAAGCGCGUCGCUUGUCCUGUUGAUUCUAGCGUGCCUUUGGCUGUGCCCUGGCCAUAGCAGCGGCCUCUCAUGGAACAUCUUCUCGUCUUCCUCCUCGGCGUCGGCAACCCCGAUGCUGGAGCUCGACGGCGCGGUGGCCGACUUCUCCAUGGACGGCAACAACAACCCUCGAGGGGUGAAGCUGCUGGAGAACGCGCAGAACAAGCUGGUGGGUCCCAAGAACUGCUGGCAUGAGGCCUACACGAAGCUCUUCGCCAGCUGCGGCGCAAUCAUGGCGGACAAAGAGCUUCAGUCGCGCCUCGCUUGGCACCUCAGCAGCUGUUUCCAGGUGGACUCCGGCCGGCCCGCCUUCCCGUCAUGCGGCGAGGCGUCCAAGAUGGUGCACUGCCGGAAGCGGCUCGGCGACUCCGAGAACAAGGUGUUCCUCGAGUUCUUCCUUGAGACCAACACGCUGUGCCACCAGCUACAGGCCGAGGCCUUCAAGCACAACACCGAGAGGCUCGUCAACGAGCUGUCCAGGUCGUCCAAGUCGGCCGAGGAGAAGCUAGAGGUGAUCGAAGACAGAUCAGAGCAGAUCAUCAGGGAGUCCCGAAAAGUGCAGGACACGCUCACCUCCAUCGAGACGCAGGCGGAGCGCCUCGCGGAGACGUCCAAGAACGUGGAGGACCAGAUCGACGACGUGCUGGUGCACUCCAGGACGAUCUUUGAUCAGUCCAGGGAGAUCGUGGCGUCGCAGACGGAGCUCAAGGAAGGGCAGGCCGAGAUGAGGGAGAAGAUCGAUGCCGGCAUGGAGCGUAUCCAUGAAUCGUAUGAGAAGCUUGGGAAUGGGAUGGAUAAACUGAAAGAGGAGACCGUGGAUAUUCAGAAGGAGAUAAAAAGUGUUGGUGAGUCCAUGUCUUCCAAGAUGCAGGAUUUGCAGGGCACUGCGGAUGAGAUUGGGAGCGUGGCCGGCAUAUCGUUGGAGAAUCAGAUGCAGCUGUUGGCUGGACAGGGUAAGGCCAUGGAUGGGCUGAAUAGCCUCUAUAACUUUCAGUCAAAGGCUCUUGAGGAAAGCAGAGAAACCAUGCAGAAACUUGCACAGUUUGGCCAACGCCAGCAGGAAGAGUUGCUAUCCAAGCAAGAGCAAAUCCGGCAAGCUCAUGAGCAUCUCAUCCAAAAUUCACACUCCAUACUGGAAGCUCAGGAAGAGUUCAGAGCGAAGCAGGCCAACAUUUUCGCUGCGCUGGACAAGCUUUACAUCCUCCACAACGCCAUUCUGGCCGAGUCCCGCUUCAUCAAGGCCUUCUUCUUCUAUUGCUGUAUCGUGUUCCUCAUCUACAUGCUCACAAGCGCGAAGCAAACGUUCAGAAUCAGGGGUCAACUUUACUUCGGUCUUUGCAUCACACUUCUGCUGGAAAUGGGCCUGAUCAGGAUCGGAGCCGGCAACUUUGACAAUCAAUUCUGGGUCUUGUCGAAGGUGUUCUUAGUGAGAUCACUAUUCCUUGCUGCUGCCACGAUUCAGAUUUUGCAUUCCAUUUUCACAUUCAGAGAUUACGAGUUGCUGAACCAUCGGCUGCUCCAGACGCUGGUCGAGAAAGUGCGAACGCUGGAGGAAAACGCAGGUGAGAGGAUGCUCUCGUACAGCGGGAGCGACGAGAGCCUGAGGAAUUACUCGUGGGUGUUCGACGAGUUGGCGGAUGAGGCUGACAGCAAAGGCGAUCCGAACUACGCCUUGCCGGAGCCUGCUCGCCGGAGGUACGCCGCCUUGCCUGAAGAGGUCGGCGAGAACUCCAUCACCACGUCGAGCCGGAGGUACAAUCUUCGGCCACGGAGCAGGCAUUGAUCGGUGAACGCUUUCGAUCCCUCGCGGAAAGGCAGGGUGUUAUAUGCUGUUUUGAUAUAUACGCGCCAAUUGUUUGGUUUUGACCCCAUUUGAGAUGAUGGUAUUGUAAGCUUAAAAAAAAGAGAUGAUGGGAUUGUAUUGAUUCACACGAUGUUGACGAAAUUUACACCAUAUUAAACCGGAUUUUUCUGAAA